GCAACCCCGCUUUUCGAGUUAAAUCAAUACGAAUUCUAUCGAUUUUCGGAGCCGCAGCCGCCGCACACCGUAUUCGAGGGUCGCACGCGGUGGUUGCGCGCAUUUCAUUGGAUUUAUCAUAUUAUUCCGUGUAUUUAAUAUUCCAGAGAGUUUUGCAAUAAAAAUGUUUCAUCGAAAACGAAUCGUUAUGAUAAAUUGAGGCAAACAAGUGGGAUUGAAAUGAGACAAUGACGUCGACGGACACGUACCAGCUGAAAUGGCACUCCCACAGUUCACAUUUGAACGGGUCGGUGGCGUCUUUGCUACGGUCGGAAAGGUUCACCGACGUGGUUCUGUGCACGAUGGACGGGUCCCAGAUACCGGCGCACAAGUUCAUAUUGAGCUCGUGCAGCGUAUACCUGUGCAGUUUGUUCGAGGGCCAACGGUCUGUUACGAGGAUGGGAGGGAUGCUCUACGUGGUUCUACCGUCGGAGAUCUCUACCAAGGCUUUGAAGAUUCUCGUCGAGUAUAUGUAUAAAGGUGAAACCACAGUUUCAAAUGAAGUACUAGAUACAGUUCUCAAAGCUGGCGAAGUCCUUAAAAUCAGAGGUUUGUGGAGACAGACAGAUGAGGCUGGUGGAGACUCUGCACCCGCGGAGGCCCAGGCCACUACUAAUGUCACCAAGCCAGCUAAGAAAGAUGAAGCCCCCAAGAUCGCAGUCAAGAAAGAUGACAAGCUUCUUAAAACCUUCACUCCGGCACAGCCUCAAGGUGUUACAAGACCAAUGUUCAUUGGACCUCCAAAGCUGGUGUUCAUCAAGACCACGGACGGCGCUACACAGGCCACCCUCCGGCCCGGCGGACCCAAGGGUCAAACUAUACUAGUCGCACAAGCACAGCCCACAGAGGCAAUCGCAGCAUCGGUGUCCUCGGCAUCCACAUCCACCACAGCUACGGUGACAGUAGCAGACGAUUCCCCGGACGAAGCUCCUACCACUCGUCUGACGAUCCGCCACGCCGUCGAACGCAAGUACGGCAAGCGACAGAGGACUGAGAACGCUGAGGCAGCUGAUGCCAAGGAAACUGAGGACCAGGAUAAUGCUUCUGUGACCUCAAAAAAAUCUUCUGCCAGCACCAGUGAGGUAGCCACAGAAAUCCAUGUAAAAGAUGAGCCCGACUGGGAUGCCAGCAGUAUAGAGGAAGAGGAAAGAUCUAUCGCUGAAAUGUUCCAGAGUGAAAUGAAUGUCAAGUCCGAACCUAUUGACGAUAUGGACAUUGAAGAGGAGAGUUUGUUGUACAGCCCGCUGGCGUGCGAGCUGUGCGCGGAGGUGUUCACGGUGCCGGCCGCGUGGGUGCGCCACGUGCAGAACCACGCGCGCGACCAGACCGACCAUCCCAGGCGCCGCAAACAUCGCUCUGCGAGCGACGACACGGAGGAGACCAUGGCUUUGCUGCGCUGCGACUUGUGUCAGAAACACUUCCCCAACCCGGCCGAGUGGGUGCGCCACAUACAGAGCACUCACACUGAGACCGAAUUGGCCUUAUCAAACAACAGUGCACCACCAAAACGUCACAAUCGUUUCACAGAGGGCGCGCAAAACAAGACUUGCCAGCAAUGCAAGAAAACAUUCCCGUCGCACGCCUCUAUGCUUAUACAUAUGCGUACGCACACAGGUGAGCGUCCGUUCGUCUGCGGCUUGUGCAACAAAGGGUUCAACGUGAAGUCGAACCUGCUGCGACAUCUGCGCACGCUGCACGACCAGGUGAUCAGCCCGGCGCGCGUGGACGACGAUGAUGCUGGCGCCGCGCCCCCGCCGCCGGAGCUCAAGCGCGAGUCUUGAGGACGAGGAGGGCGGGCAGGUAGAGGGCGCGGUCGGCCCCGCCGCUCGGCGUACGCGCCGGCCAGCGGCUCGCGCGAGCCCCGCGACGCGGCCUCCGCGACCGCGCUGCGCAAGCAGAGCUACUCGCUCUUCCUCAGGCAGCGCGCCGUGCUCUUCUCUGCCAAGAAGUGGAAAUAGUUUCGCCCCCGCCCGCUGCCACGAGUACAAUGAUUUUGUUUGUUAGCCUGAACAUAACUCGACCUUUGCCUUUGUUUAUACAAAUAAAAAAAAAAUAGACCGCGCGCAGAAAGCGUUCAGAAAUUUAAAAUUAUUAUCAGAUUGUUUCACAAAUUUUAGCCUGAACACAACUCGACCUUUGCCUGCGUUAAUUUAAUAAAAACUUAGAACAUGCCGUACGGCUAUAUGCCGUAUGAACAGGCUGUACGGUGUACCUUUGCCUUUUUCCUGUGGGAAAGAAUAAAGAAAAAAAAAUUAAAGUCAUACAAGAAUAUUAUCAUUACGAUAUAAACAAUGUUUCUAAAUAUCUGUUUAUUUCUCCCACUGAAAAUUAAAAAUAAUUGAAUUAUAAUAAAAUAAUAUCAAUAUUUUUUCAUUAUUUAUAUUUUGUUCUAAUUUAAUCUUUUAAACAAAUACGAUACCUACAUUAUACAAUUAAUAAAUUCAGGCAUUCAUAUUAUAUUUUAUAGUUGUAAAAAAAAUGGCAGCGGACCUGGCGUUUACUAAUAAAUUCCUGCCCACCCUCCUUUUAAAAAUCUUAAUUAUAAGAAAUUAAUGUUAAUUUAAUAUAAUAAUUAUAUUCUUACUAUACUUUAGAUAUCUAGUGUUAAGAUAAAACAAAUAUUUUAAUAUAAAUUACAUUGUGAUCUUGGAAAAUUCUAGUCUUGUGUUGUGUUAAUUUAUGUUAUCUAAUAGACACGAUGUCGACUUUUAGUUUAUGACGAAUAUGUUUUAAGUUUUAGUUUAAUAUUAACUUAAAGUCCUAAUUUGCCAUGUAACUUUAAAGAAUAUUAUUUUAAUAAAUAUUAAUUUAAAUAUAAGCAAACCACAUAGGUCAGUCCUCUCUCCCGUAGUACAGAGUACUUACAAUAGGAUAGUUGACACUUUUUUAUAUGGUCUAUAUGGUUCUUCUAGACUGAAAAAAAAAUUUAAUUUUUUUUGAGACGGAUUCCAUAAAAAUUUUAGUUUUUAAAUAUUUUUUUUGACAAUGUGAGCCAAAAGCAUGACGGUCAGUAAAUUCAUCUGUUUCAUGACGUCACUCUAAUAAAUUCCAUACAAUUGGAGCGUUUGACAAAAAUAUUAGUUCGACGUUUAGUAUAUCAAGUGUUAGUGACGUCACAAAAUGGACGACAGCGUUUUUGACAUUUGGAAAAUUUGACAAAAAUACGUGAUAUUUAAAUUAAGUUUUUUAUGCAAACCUUUAACUUUAAAACGCAAUACUUUUAAUAAUAAUUGAUAUAGAUAUAUUUCGGACCCUUACCAUGUAACCCAUGACCCAUCCAUGUACUACACGAAAUAAAUAUUGUUUAUAUUUAAUUUGAUGCGAGUCAACUACCCUAUUUGCCUACUUAGAUCUCUUUGUAAUUGUCCUGGUGACUUUUUUAAGUAUGUAUUUUUUUUAUUUAUCAAUAAAAUAUAGGUUUGCAAAGAUCUCAAUAUAACGUAGUACCAAUCAACAAAAUGUCAGAAUAGUAUCUAGUUUUUAGUUGUAGUUUAAUUUCUUGACGUACAAAAUGUUAAAUAUUUAGUCACUGUCUGUGCCAUUGUAUCAGAUGAUAUUGCCUUGCUAUGGAUGAACCGAUUUUGAUUUAGUAUUUUGUUUGAAAAGUAACUUAGUUUUCUUUUAAAUGUGUAUUCAUGUGUUCUAUGAAGAAAUACCCAUUUAGUUAAUUUUGAUAAAUCAUCGAGGUUUUGUAAAGUCAUGUAAUUUUAACAAUAAUUAAUUCAUAUACUUACAGCCGAUUUUAGUUACUUUUAAAUCACUUUUAUAUUAAUUUAGCAAUUUUAAACGCAUUUUGGUUAGUACUGUACUUAGUGUCUAAAACCAUUUUAUAGUAAAUGUGAAAAUGUAGAUAAAUGUGAUUUAAGCUUUAUGUGUGCAACUAUUUAGUUUUUAAGAUAUAUGUUUCCUAAAUGUGAAGUAGGCACUUAAUAUUAUUACUGCUGGUUAGGCAAAACUGGCGAUGUUUUUUGGAUUUUACUCCUUAGGAAUCGAUUUUUCAGUAAAAUUCGAUGAACGAAUGACAGCGUUACGUUUUUGUGCGCAACCUAUUCUGCGCACCUUUCACCGUGCGCAGCCGGCUACAGCGUGCACGUGCCUGCUGCUCCUCGGUUGCGCACCUUUCACUUUUCAGGCGUAGGUUGAGACGUACAUAGUAUGUUGCCCCGCACCUAUUUAGACAGUCGAUCUGGAAGAGUAAACUCCAUUCGUGCGUCGAAGCUGACACACACUUUUUAUUAAUUAUUUUGCGUAUUUAUAAUUGUAUAUUCUUGAUAGUUCUGUACGAAUAGUAAUAAACACGCACUGUACAAUUAAUUUUAAUGUCGAAAUGUUUUAAGUUUCAACAUUUUCAACAUUCUAAAUAAUUCCAACUUUGUUUAGAAAUUAUUGUUUUUUAUUCAGUCUUUCAUAUUAAUUAAACAUUAUUUAAUUUGAUUACCAUUCCAAUACUCAUGUGUAACAUGAUUAGUAUAUAGGAUUGAUGUAUGUUGAAAUAUACAUAAAAUAAUAAACGAUUUUAAGUGUACA
Molecule: messenger RNA, 4566 nt
Organism: Bicyclus anynana (squinting bush brown)
Lineage: Eukaryota; Metazoa; Arthropoda; Insecta; Lepidoptera; Nymphalidae
Product: zinc finger protein 236
Exons: 11
Coding region: 228-1820 (530 amino acids)
Biological process (GO): regulation of transcription by RNA polymerase II
Cellular component (GO): nucleus
Molecular function (GO): protein binding
Source: RefSeq, a predicted model, not a curated record